GUGUCGCCACAGUCACCCAUCGCCGCCUCCAAGUUCAGUUCUCAAUACUCCGCCGAGCACGCUCUUUUCCUUUCGCUGAGUAUCCGCCCAACAUGUCCAACCGCCAGCAGCGUGUGAUGGUCCAGCCUAUCAAUGUCAUCUUCAAAAACCUGCAGCAGCGCACGAAAGUCGUCAUCUGGCUAUACGACAAUAUUGAGAUGCGCAUCGAAGGGCGAAUCAUUGGAUUUGACGAGUUCAUGAACGUCGUGGUAGACGAAGCUGCUGAGGUGUACGUGAAGGAUGCGAAGCCACGCAAUGAACUUGGACGGAUACUGCUAAAAGGCGAUAACAUCACACUUAUCCAGCAGGUGCUAUAACCUAAUGGUACUGUAUGAUCUCUGCUCGUAGACGAUUGUGGGUCACGAUUGGUGAAAAUUGCGUUUCUCCCUCGCUUUUGCGGCUUUGUCUCCCCAGUGAGCAUCUCGCGCGGUUCUGCUCGUAGUCCUGUGCUGUAUAUCCAUAAUGUAUAAUGACCCUCUACAGAUUGUAAAUAGGUAGGAGUGAUGUGAGACUCAACGACUGCCGACACAGAGGACAUUCG
Messenger RNA from Laetiporus sulphureus 93-53, 580 nucleotides. RefSeq names its product Sm-like ribonucleoprotein. Gene Ontology annotation, molecular function: RNA binding. Gene Ontology annotation, cellular component: U5 snRNP; U4 snRNP; U1 snRNP. The transcript is spliced from 5 exons. The coding region runs from base 93 to 356 and encodes 87 amino acids. The record is from RefSeq and is a predicted model, not a curated record. Gene Ontology annotation, biological process: spliceosomal snRNP assembly; mRNA splicing, via spliceosome. Lineage: Eukaryota; Fungi; Basidiomycota; Agaricomycetes; Polyporales; Laetiporaceae.